AUGCUACGAUCAUCUUUUCUUUGUAACUCAAAGAAAUGGAAUCUGCUGCACAGACUUGUUCAUUCAGAAGCUAUCACUUAUACUGAGCAUGGUGAUCCAGAACAGGUUUUACGUUUCUCAUCCACUCCAGUACACCCGUUUGCAAAUGAUGAAAUUUUGGUAAAAGUCUGUGCUGCCCCUAUUAAUCCAUCGGACAUUAACACAAUACAAGGUGAUUAUCCAAUCAAACCAAAACUACCUGCUGUUGCUGGGAAUGAAGGUGCGGGUAAAAUUAUUGCCUGUGGGAAAAACGUGGAUGGUUUCUCUGUAGGCGAUACAGUUAUUCCCUUGGGAUUAGCAUCAGGUACAUGGCAAACAUACUGGUGUGGUAAAGCUGACAGUUUCUUGAAGAUAAAAUAUCCCAUCUCAAUGUCUUGUGCUGCAACAUUAGCAAUUAAUCCUAGCACUGCACUCCAUUUACUCAAUAAUUUUGUAGAGUUUCAAAAAGGCGAUACUUUGAUUCAAAAUGGUGCAACUAGUGCUGUUGGAAUAUAUGUGAUACAAAUAGCAAAAAUAUUAGGAUAUAAUACAGUGAAUCUGUUUCGUGAAAGAGGUACACCUGAAGCCACUGAAGAAACACGUAAUCUUCUUAAAAGUUAUGGAGGUACAUGGUGUCUCACAGAGUCUGAAUACAUGGAACGAGCAAAAGAAAUGGGUCCUUUUAAACUGGCGUUAAACUGCUUAGGGGGAAAACCUGCGUCUAUCUUGGUGAAAAACCUAAGUCAUUUCGGGACUAUGGUUACAUACGGUGGAAUGACACGAAAUCCAAUGCCCUUACCUGUUGGUCCAUUCAUUUUUAAAGAUAUCAGUUUACGCGGUUUUUGGCUGUCUAGUUUUAAUCUACGUCAGUCUCCUUCAAAAAGACAACUUACUGUCGAUCAAUUAUCAAAAUGGUUUUGUGAAGAUCUCAUUAAACCCUCACCAUAUGAAGAAAUUCCUUUCAAAGAAUGGCGUAAGGCGUUGCAUAUGUCACUAUUCAGUGAUUCAGUACCAACAAGUAUUAGAAAGAAGUCUGUUUUGAUUAUGGAAUGA
This is a messenger RNA of Schistosoma rodhaini, 1071 nucleotides long. NCBI's taxonomy places the organism in Eukaryota, Metazoa, Platyhelminthes, Trematoda, Strigeidida, Schistosomatidae. The record is from the annotation of a GenBank genome assembly.